Colletotrichum siamense is the source of this 318-nucleotide messenger RNA. RefSeq lists its product as uncharacterized. NCBI's taxonomy places the organism in Eukaryota, Fungi, Ascomycota, Sordariomycetes, Glomerellales, Glomerellaceae. The transcript has 3 exons. The record is from RefSeq and is a predicted model, not a curated record. The coding region runs from base 1 to 318 and encodes 105 amino acids.
AUGGCCAUCACCAGAAUCGGACUUAUUGCCCUCUCCGACGACGUCAAGCAGGAGGAGGCCGUCGCUCGCUUCGGCAACUUCUCGAGCGAGUGCAAGAAGGACGGCAACACAUACAUCCUCUCCUCCAAGGCGAGCAAGUGCAAGACUCUCACCGACGUCCCGGGAUCUCAGCCGUGGAGCGUGGUGUACGAGAUCACCUUUGCGAAUGAGGCGGAUAUGGAGUACUACCAGACCAAGGACCCCGUCUACCAGGAGCUCAUGAAGCAGGCCGCUGAGGGCAAGGCGACUGGAUUCAUUGCUGUUUCUGCGGAGUUUUAG